Alexandromys fortis (reed vole) is the source of this 1435-nucleotide messenger RNA. RefSeq names its product tripartite motif containing 54 (gene Trim54). The transcript has 9 exons. Bases 204 to 1298 code for a protein of 364 amino acids. NCBI's taxonomy places the organism in Eukaryota, Metazoa, Chordata, Mammalia, Rodentia, Cricetidae. The record is from RefSeq and is a predicted model, not a curated record. Gene Ontology annotation, molecular function: zinc ion binding; ubiquitin protein ligase activity. Gene Ontology annotation, cellular component: cytoplasm. Gene Ontology annotation, biological process: protein ubiquitination.
AGCAAGGAGUGCGGACAGACGAGUCUGGAAAUAGCCAGGGUGAGAGGAGCUGUUAGAGGAAGAGACAGGAGACGUCACUCAAGAGGGAGCAAUAGCAGGGAUCCUAAGAAUCCACAGUCUAGAGUUUGCAAGGAAGGGGUGCACAGGCAGCGGGAAGGCCGGGAACAGGGCCACAGCCAAGGCAGGCACGAGAGCACCGAGGGAUGAACUUCACGGUGGGUUUCAAGCCGCUGCUCGGGGAUGCACACAGCAUGGACAACCUGGAGAAGCAGCUCAUCUGCCCCAUCUGCCUGGAGAUGUUCUCCAAGCCCGUGGUGAUCCUGCCCUGCCAGCACAACCUGUGCCGCAAGUGUGCCAACGAUGUCUUCCAGGCCUCUAACCCUCUGUGGCAAUCCCGGGGCUCCACAACUGUAUCUUCGGGCGGUCGCUUCCGCUGCCCAUCUUGCAGGCAUGAGGUUGUCCUGGACCGGCAUGGGGUCUACGGCCUGCAGCGGAACCUCCUGGUGGAGAACAUUAUUGACAUCUACAAGCAGGAAUCCUCCCGGCCGCUGCACUCCAAGGCUGAGCAGCACCUCAUGUGUGAGGAGCAUGAGGAUGAGAAGAUCAACAUCUACUGCCUGAGCUGCGAGGUGCCCACCUGCUCUCUCUGCAAGGUCUUCGGGGCCCACAAGGACUGCGAGGUGGCCCCUCUGCCCACCAUUUACAAACGCCAGAAGAGCGAGCUGAGCGAUGGCAUCGCGAUGCUGGUGGCAGGCAAUGACCGCGUGCAAGCAGUGAUCACGCAGAUGGAGGAGGUGUGCCAGACCAUUGAGGACAACAGUCGCAGGCAGAAGCAACUGUUAAACCAGAGAUUUGAGACCCUGUGCUCGGUGCUGGAGGAGCGCAAGGGCGAGCUGCUGCAAGCGCUGGCCAGGGAGCAGGAGGAGAAGCUGCAGCGCGUGCGAGGCCUCAUCCGUCAGUACGGAGACCACUUGGAGGUUUCCUCUAAGCUGGUGGAGACCGCCAUCCAAUCCAUGGAGGAGCCGCAGAUGGCUCUCUACCUCCAGCAGGCCAAGGAGCUGAUCAACAAGGUCGGGGCAAUGUCGAAGGUGGAGCUGGCAGGACGGCCGGAGCCAGGCUAUGAGAGCAUGGAACAAUUCUCUGUGAGCGUGGAGCACGUGGCCGAAAUGCUGCGGACCAUCGACUUCCAGCCGGGCGCCGCAGGGGAUGAAGAGGAUGACGAGGUGGCUUUAGACGGGGACGAGAGCAACGCAGGGCUGGAGGAGGAGCGGCUGGAAGGGCCAGAAGGCCUGCACUGACCAGACCCUGAUCCAGAGCGCGCAUCUGUAGCGGGAGGCAAGGGAUGCUGAGGGUCUGCUCAGAGACCACCGCGCCUCCCAGCUCGGCGUUCCGCCCCCCCCCCCGAAGGGUCUCAAUAAAGGACUCUUGCAUCCCA